Suricata suricatta (meerkat) is the source of this 2348-nucleotide messenger RNA. RefSeq names its product exocyst complex component 7 (gene EXOC7). Gene Ontology annotation, molecular function: phosphatidylinositol-4,5-bisphosphate binding. Gene Ontology annotation, cellular component: exocyst. Gene Ontology annotation, biological process: exocytosis. The transcript is spliced from 22 exons. Bases 57 to 2273 code for a protein of 738 amino acids. The record is from RefSeq and is a predicted model, not a curated record. Lineage: Eukaryota; Metazoa; Chordata; Mammalia; Carnivora; Herpestidae.
CCGAGAGGGCUCGUAGAGGCUAGGCGCCGAGGAGUGAGUGCUGGUGGGCCGAAGCGAUGAUCCCCCCGCAGGAGGCGUCCGCCCGGCGGCGGGAGAUCGAGGACAAGCUGAAGCAGGAGGAGGAGACGCUGUCCUUCAUCAGAGACAGCCUGGAGAAGAGCGACCAGCUCACCAAGAACAUGGUGUCUAUCCUGUCGUCCUUUGAGAGCCGCCUGAUGAAGCUGGAGAACUCCAUCAUCCCUGUGCACAAGCAGACAGAGAACCUGCAGCGGCUGCAGGAGAAUGUUGAGAAGACCCUGUCCUGCCUGGACCAUGUCAUCAGCUACUACCACGUGGCCAGCGACACUGAGAAAAUCAUCAGGGAGGGCCCCACGGGCAGGCUGGAGGAGUAUCUGGGCAGCAUGGCCAAGAUUCAGAAGGCGGUGGAGUAUUUCCAGGACAACAGCCCAGACAGCCCAGAGCUCAACAAAGUGAAGCUGCUGUUUGAGCGGGGGAAGGAGUCGCUGGAGUCCGAGUUCCGCAGCCUAAUGACCAGGCACAGUAAGGUCGUCUCGCCCGUGCUCAUCCUGGAUCUGAUCAGCGGCGAGGACGAGCUGGAGGUGCAGGAGGAGGUGCCCCUGGAGCACCUACCGGAGGGGGUGCUCCAGGACGUGGUCCGCAUCUCCCGCUGGCUGGUGGAGUUCGGCCGCAACCAAGAUUUCAUGAACGUCUACUACCAGAUUCGGUCCAGCCAGCUCGACCGCUCCCUCAAGGGCCUGAAGGAGCACUUCCGGAAGAGUAGCUCUUCCUCUGGGGUUCCCUACUCCCCUGCCAUCCCCAACAAGAGGAAAGACACGCCCACCAAGAAGCCCACCAAGAGGCCAGGUACCCAGGACAGAAAGCAGGUGUCUACGCACCCAGCAAGCCCCCGCGCUCCAGGGACGAUCCGUAAGGCUCAGAACCUUCUGAAACAGUAUUCCCAGCAUGGUCUAGAUGGGAAAAAGGGGGGCUCUAACCUCAUUCCUCUGGAAGGUCACGAGCAUGAUUUCCGAGUUAAGCACCUGUCGGAGGCCCUGAACGACAAGCACGGGCCGCUGGCUGGGAGAGACGACACGCUGGACGUGGAGACCGAUGCCUACAUUCACUGCGUCAGCGCCUUCGUCAAGCUGGCCCAGAGCGAGUACCAGCUCCUGAUGGACGUCAUCCCCGAGCACCAUCAGAAAAAGACCUUUGACUCCCUGAUCCAGGAUGCGCUGGAUGGGCUGAUGCUGGAGGGCGAGAACAUCGUGUCCGCUGCCCGGAAGGCCAUCAUCCGGCACGACUUCUCCGCCGUGCUCACCGUCUUCCCCAUCCUGCGGCACCUCAAGCAGACCAAGCCGGAGUUUGACCAGGUGCUCCAGGGAACUGCUGCCAGCACCAAGAACAAGCUGCCUGGCCUCAUCACCUCCAUGGAGACCGUCGGAGCCAAGGCGCUGGAGGACUUUGCCGACAACAUCAAGAAUGACCCAGACAAAGAAUACAACAUGCCCAAGGAUGGCACCGUGCACGAGCUCACAAGCAACGCCAUCCUCUUCCUACAACAGCUCCUAGACUUCCAGGAGACGGCCGGUGCCAUGCUGGCCUCCCAAGUUCUUGGGGACACAUACAAUAUUCCUUUAGACCCCCGAGAGACUAGUUCUUCAGCCACCAGCUACAACUCCGAGUUCAGCAGGCGCCUGCUGAGCACAUAUAUCUGUAAAGUCCUGGGCAAUCUGCAGCUGAACUUGCUGAGCAAGUCCAAGGUGUAUGAGGACCCGGCUCUGAGCGCCAUCUUCCUGCACAACAACUACAACUACAUCCUGAAGGCCCUGGAGAAGUCCGAGCUGAUCCAGCUGGUGGCCGUGACCCAGAAGACUGCUGAGCGCUCUUACCGGGAACACAUUGAGCAGCAGAUCCAGACCUACCAGCGCAGCUGGUUAAAGGUGACUGACUACAUCGCUGAAAAGAAUCUACCUGUAUUCCAACCAGGAGUCAAGCUGAGGGACAAGGAGCGGCAGAUGAUCAAGGAGCGGUUCAAGGGCUUCAAUGACGGCCUUGAAGAACUGUGCAAGAUCCAGAAAGCCUGGGCUAUUCCUGACACGGAGCAGAGAGACAAGAUUCGCCAAGCUCAGAAAAACAUCGUCAGGGAGACCUACGGGGCCUUUCUGCACAGGUACGGCAGCGUGCCCUUCACUAAGAACCCCGAGAAGUACAUCAAGUACCGCGUGGAGCAGGUGGGCGACAUGAUCGACCGCCUCUUUGACACCUCUGCCUGAGCUCGCUGCCGUCGCUGCCCGGUCCCGCCAGCUCAGCCGUGUUGUGGGACAGAUAAACCAGUGUUAGCUUGCCUU